Psylliodes chrysocephalus is the source of this 489-nucleotide messenger RNA. The record is from the annotation of a GenBank genome assembly. Lineage: Eukaryota; Metazoa; Arthropoda; Insecta; Coleoptera; Chrysomelidae.
AUGUCAAUAAAAAAACUGAAGGUACAAAGCCAUGAAAUUGGUAAGGAAUGCGACUGCAAACGUUUACAGUGCUCCAGAAAGAUUCCUGUGGAGGGUAAACAAAAUAUUGUAAAGAGUUUCAAUCUUUUAGAGUCUACUGACAUACAAAACUCCCAUUUAUGUGAACUCAUUAGUAUUGUUCCAGUCAAAAAUAGACGACCUCGGCUGGAUGAAGAAAAUGCUCGUUUAAGUGAUGUUGUAGCUCUUUAUAAUAUUAGAUAUUUAUAUGAAAAUAAUUUUACGGAAUUAGAGGUGUGUCGAGAUGAGUUUAUAGCUUUACAUGGCAUCACCAGACGUAGAAUUGAGUAUUUACUCACAUCUUUGAAAAGUACUGGCAUACCUCCAACCGGUAAAAAAGAAAAACACUCAAAUAUACCAUUAAAACUGUCUAAUGAUACUCGUAAUAAAAUUAAAGGUAGAGACAGUCAUUAUAGUACCAAAGACUAUUAG